AUGACUACUUCAUGGAGCGACCGCUUGCAGAACUAUGCUGAUCUCCCAGCCAACAUGGAUGGCAUGGCAAUGAAGAAGUAUCGACGUGAAGCUCACCACAGAGUGUUUGUCAACAGAAGCUUGGCCAUGGAGAAGAUCAAAUGCUUUGGUUUUGACAUGGACUAUACUCUGGCAGUGUACAAGUCUCCUGAGUAUGAGUCUCUGGGCUUUGACCUGACGGUAGAGCGCCUGGUGUCCAUUGGAUAUCCACAGGAACUACUCAACUUCGUCUAUGACCCUUCCUUUCCUACCAGAGGUCUGGUGUUUGACACCAUGUAUGGAAACCUGCUCAAGGUGGAUACAUAUGGGAACAUCCUGGUUUGUGCACACGGAUUCAACUUCAUGAGGGGGCCUGAGACCAGGGAGAUGUACCCCAACAAGUUCAUCCAGCGAGGGGACACAGACCGCUUUUACAUCCUGAACACACUCUUCAAUCUCCCUGAAACAUACCUCUUUGCUUGCCUGGUUGAUUUCUUCAGCAACUGCCCCAGAUACUCAAGUUGUGAGACAGGUUUUAAGGAUGGAGACCUCUUCAUGUCCUACAAAAGCAUGUUUCAGGAUGUCCGUGAUGCCGUUGACUGGGUCCACUUUAAGGGUUCCCUGAAGGAGAAGACGGUUGAAAACCUGGAGAAGUACGUAGUGAAGGAUCCAAAGCUUCCUCUCCUCCUUAGCAGGAUGAAUGAAGUAGCUAAAGUCUUCCUGGCCACCAACAGUGACUACAAAUACACAGAGAAAAUAAUGACCUACCUCUUUGACUUUCCCCAUGGGCCAAAGGCAGAUGCAGCCCACAGACCCUGGCAGUCCUACUUUGACCUUAUUUUGGUGGAUGCCCGUAAACCCGUGUUCUUUGGUGAGGGAACGGUACUGAGACAGGUGGACACAACCACAGGUCGGCUGAAGAUUGGCACGUAUACUGGACCCCUACAGCAUGGCAUUGUGUACUCCGGAGGGUCUUCUGACAUUGUGUGUGACCUCCUGGGGGCCAAGGGGAAAGACAUCAUCUACAUUGGAGACCACAUUUUCGGUGACAUCCUCAAAUCAAAGAAGAGGCAAGGUUGGAGGACCUUCCUCGUGAUACCGGAGCUGGCCCAGGAGCUGCAUGUAUGGACAGAUAAGAGCUCUAUAUUUGAGGAACUUCAGUCUCUGGAUUGUUUCCUGGCAGAACUGUACAAGCAUCUCGACAGCAGCAGCAAUGAGAGGCCAGACAUCAGCUCGCUGCAGAAGAGGAUAAAGAAAGUCACCCACGACAUGGACAUGUGCUACGGCAUGAUGGGUAGCCUGUUCCGCAGUGGCUCCAGACAGACACUGUUUGCUUCCCAAGUGAUGCGGUACGCAGACCUGUACGCUGCCUCCUUCAUUAACCUGCUGUACUACCCCUUCAGUUACCUGUUCAGAGCUGCACAUGUCCUGAUGCCCCACGAGUCGACAGUAGAACACACCCACGUGAACUUCAACGACACCGAGUCACCCCUGGCAACGCGAAAUCGUCACGACGUGGACCUGAAGGAGUUUGACUGCAAACGUCACCAGCUGACGCGCUCCAUCAGCGAGAUCCAGCCCCCGCACCUCUUUCCCCAGACCCCCCAGGAGAUCACCCACUGCCACGAUGAGGAUGAUGAUGAGGAGGAGGAAGAAGAAUAGCUGGACCGAUACAGAAAAAGAGUGACGGAAGAUUGAGGGAGUCAGAAAGGGGGACCUGAGAGGAACUUGUGGAUUUAAUAGAGAUAGAUAGAGGAAGCUGGAAGAUAAGUUUUGAAGAAUUCAUUCAUUCAUUUUUUAUUUGUUUUUCUCAGUUAAUAACUGCUUCCAUCAAGGGAAUAGAUAGAGAAUUCACAACUUAGCUUUGUUAAGUUCCUGGUAGAGGAACUCAGGUGAGUCUAGACGUUCAUAAUGAAAGGAAACUGAAGAAGUUGAGACAGAGGAGCCGCCUAUUGCAGGUUGUGCUCAUGCUGUUAUUUGAU
This is a messenger RNA of Lampris incognitus (smalleye Pacific opah), 2000 nucleotides long. RefSeq names its product 5'-nucleotidase, cytosolic IIa (gene nt5c2a). The transcript has 17 exons. The record is from RefSeq and is a predicted model, not a curated record. Bases 1 to 1680 code for a protein of 559 amino acids. Gene Ontology annotation, molecular function: 5'-nucleotidase activity. Lineage: Eukaryota; Metazoa; Chordata; Actinopteri; Lampriformes; Lampridae.